GGAAUAAAAUUUCCAGUCAUUGUAAAGCUGUCGUUGUGGGUGGUUUAAGUGUACAUAUCGUUUAUUUUUACAUUUACACGUGUUGCAGAAAUUUUAUUAGAGGCCGCCAGUGUAAUAUUCUAAGGUUUCCCUAUGAAUAAAAUGUGGAAACAUGGAUUAUUCGUAAAGUGAACUUUAGUGUUGUACCUGUGCAUGUGUUAUUGUGAAGUAUUAAAACAUUGUUUAUUAUUGGUGCCACAUUCGAAAUAUUUUUCUGAAAGGUAGACUGCUGUUAAGUGUUUUUUUUUAUUUGUGUUCAUUUGUUCUGGCAUGGAAGUAUUUUCUAUAAUUUAGACACGUUGUUUACAUCAAUAAGAUGGAACCCGACGUUUCGCUAUCAGGUGACACUCGUCCACAGGACGCGAAUAGUAAGUCGUCGCCUUCAGAAGGUUCUAAGAAGGUUUACGAUUCGUCCGACGAAAGUGACAUCGACUCAGAUCUAGUGUCCACGAUCAACACUAACAACGCCGCCUACAACGUGCUCAAGGACAUUAUGCAAGAUCAAGGCGCGGACGAAGAUUUUGAUCUAAACGGCACCUUUUUCUCGCACUAUUUCCAAAAUCAUAUGAACAAUUUGCCGGUAAGAAAUGUUGUGAACACGUACGGCCGGAGACUUUCGGAAUGUCGCGAAGAAGAAGAAGAAGAGCAAGAGAAAAACGAUACCAGUGAGAAAGACGAUUCAGUGGAUUUACCAAAAAAUAACAAUUCGGGUAGUGAAAAGAGUUUGUCGGAAGCAUCUUCGAGCGGGUCCAAGUGCUCCGUCAUCGACACGGUCAGCGGACCGACCAAAAAAUUCGUCAUCACUAAGCCAAAACAGUCGAAACUUGAGAAAAACCAUCUACAGUAUUCGUCGUUCGACGGUGGUACGUCGAAGAAGCCGUCCGAAGCGGCCAAAAUAUUUGCGAAACGGAAGGAAUAUCGGCAAUCGAACACAGUUCAUUUUCCAACUUCUGACGAAUCGAAAAGGCCGUCCGUGUAUUCGCUCUUUAGCAGAACCCCGUCGCUACAGAGUCCGCAUUACGAUCGACGAUUCUUCGAUCAAUCGCUGAUCGAAAUGAGAAGCCAAACGUCCAGCACGAGCACGCUUGAUUGUGGCAGUACAGAUGAUGAUAUCUGGGUGCGAAGAUCCCAGGGCGAUGCCAAAGCGGAGUUGGGGUCGCAGCCACUACCUACAACCAAUUAUGACGACGUCGAUGUGAUUCCUAGGCCCAGGUCAGGCACGUGGGGCUCUAAAUCCGAUACGAAAAAGCCAGACAAAGACAACAAAAGUAAAACCAAAGAACAUAAAUCGAAGCACGAUAGCAGUAAGUCUGAGAACAAGAACAAAAACGAAAGUAGAUCGGAAGGACGAAAGGAGAAGAAGAAGGAAAAGCAAAGUAGUGGCAGUAGAAGUGGCUCAACGUCUCGAUCAAGUUCCGCCGAAAGACGAAAAUCGGGCGAUGAAAGUCCGAAAAAAGGGGGUAUGUUUGAUGCCUUUCGAAGCAGAUCAAAUUCUGAUGCGAGCAAGAAAAAGGCAAGUGCCUUUAUGGCCACGAUGAAGAGUGCCAUGCUGCAUACCGGUUUCAUGCAUCCUAAAAGAACACCCAGAGAUGGGUCAGCUCACCCCGUGCGCGAUGGUGACUCGCAUACCCAGUACUACCAUACUGUCACUGCUGCUUCGACUAGUCGUAGCCCUAUGACUAAAGUGAUGGACAUUUUCAGGAACAGGUCUCAUGCUAGCGUGCCCCCAGAGGACAGAAGAAAGAGGGCACAACAACAACUGAGUCAGGGAGCACAUCUUCGAAGAACGACAUUAGACCCUGACAGGCGUAGGCAAUCUAUUGGUACCCUAUUACCACAUAGAGCUUCCGAUGCUUUUCUAGAUCCCCAUCAUGCCGCCAUUUUGUUCAGAGAUUCGCGAGGGCUUCCAGUUGUAGAUCCAUUCCUGGAAAAAGUAAACAUCUCUGAUUUAGAAGAGGAUGAGUCUCAGAUAUUUGUAAAGUUCUUUAAAUUCCACAAAUGUUACGAUCUCAUUCCAACGUCCGCAAAAUUGGUUGUUUUCGACACACAACUCCUUGUUAAGAAAGCAUUCUUUGCUCUAGUAUAUAAUGGGGUGAGGGCUGCUCCUUUAUGGGACAGCUGCCAACAGGAAUUUGUUGGUAUGUUGACCAUCACCGACUUUAUCAAAAUCCUUCGAAUGUAUUACACCUCACCAAACGUGGAAAUGUACGAAUUGGAGGAACAAAAGUUAGAUUCUUGGAGACAGGUUCUGAAAGACCAAAGGACGUUGGUGCACAUUGGACCUGACGCGUCUCUUUUUGAAGCGAUACGGACUCUGAUUCACAAUCGCAUUCACAGGUUGCCGGUUAUCGAACCCGAAACCGGGAACGUCUUGUACAUAUUGACCCACAAAAGGAUAUUAAGGUUCCUGUUUUUGUAUAUAAGUGAAUUACCAAAACCCAGUUACAUGAAUAAAACGCUUAGAGAACUUAGGAUUGGAUCUUAUGACAAUAUAGAAACUGCUUCGGUAGACACUCCAAUAAUCGUAGCUUUAAAGAAAUUUGUCGAAAGGCGAGUUUCUGCCUUGCCUAUUAUUGAUGCUGAAGGCCGCUUAGUAGAUAUUUAUGCUAAAUUUGACGUUAUCAACUUAGCUGCUGAGAAGACUUACAACGACCUAGAUGUUUCGCUUAAAAAAGCCAACGAACAUAGAAACGAAUGGUUUGAGGGUGUGCGCAAGUGCAAGUUGGAUGAAACGUUAUUUACUAUAAUGGAACGGAUUGUAAGAGCUGAGGUUCACAGAUUAGUUGUUGUAGACGAAAACGAUAAAGUUAUUGGCAUAAUUUCUUUGUCCGAUUUGCUGUUGUACCUGGUGCUUAGGCCUUGUGGAGAAGAAUGCUCUUCCACUGAAGGCGGUGUUUCUCUGAGGGCUCAAGAUUUCAAAACGGAAUCAACAACUCAAUCGAGCUUCGAUCAGGAGAUAGCUGAAACCAUCCUGGAAGAAGAGGAACAUGGCGAGCAUGCUGAGGUUUCUGUUGAAUCUUCUAAUAACACUACCUCUAAUGGUAACGGCCUCUUCGCCAACAGCAAUGGCUCGGCUGCAAGAGAAACCAUUAUUGAUUCCCCGGUGCUCGACAAAUCGUCGUCUUUACAUGCUGACCCUAUACUACGAGAAGUGACUGUAUCGGGUGGCGAAUGAGGCCCCCAAAGUCAUAACGAUUCGUUAGUGUUUUUAUAAAAAGUAUAUUUUUUGAAUGAUAAUGAUGCGAGUUACAAAUAUUACACAAAAAAAUGUCGUGAACCGUGAGUAACUUUCAGUAUGAAGUAAUUAUAGUGCGACGGAAAAAUCAUGCCACCGAUAAACAAAAGGUGUAGGCGUAAGGGAGGAGAAUAGGUAAUAACGUUCUCCUUUGUACUUUGCACUCGUCCAAUUUAUAAGUACUUAACAACAGUAACAAACACGGGAUAUAACUGUAUUAUGCCAAAGACUUGUACGUUUUGGAUGGUAAAUAAUUAUUAUUAUUGUAUCUAAUAAAAUAGGAGCUGAGAAAGAAACGAGGGAUGAUUAUUAUAAUUAAGAUAAGAGAGAGGUACGAAAACGGAAAGACAUAUUUAUUGAACUAAAUUGAUUACAUUGAUACUUACUCUCAUAAUAAGGUGAUAAUAAAAAAUAAUGUAAUGUAUAUUUGCUUACCGUUGUUUAAUAGUAAUUAUUAUUAUUAAUUUUGUUCCUUCCGCUAUGAAUAUGUCUACAACAACCAAAUGAGACAUUAAUAUUAACGGCUUAUUUAUGGUACUUGAUUAGAUUAUUUUACUUUUUAUUGAUUAUUAAUUUGAUAGAAAGCACAAAAAAAUCAAUUGUACGAUUAGUCAAACAAGCAACGGUGCAAUUUGGGAUUGUUUCAUUAAGAAAACAAUGUUUUGGUAAUUUUUAGGAUGGAAUUUGUAUAUUUGAUCUAUACAAUGAAACACUUAUUUAUAUUGAACUUCGAUUAUGCACAUUAGGUUCAACAAUAGUUAAUACUUUAUUUCCAGUCAUGUGCACGAGCUGUGACACUCACAUUCUUUUAACUACCAUAAUUAAUUCAAAAAUAAUCUAAUAAGUUUUUUUUUGCAAUUCUGUAUUAUUAUUAUUUUUUUUUAUAAAGCAUAUGAUUAAAUGCAAUUGUAAGAGCUCGUGCACUUAUAUUAAUUAAUCGGGUAUAUUUUUAAUCAGGUAAAAUUGUACUAAAUAGUUUACAAAUUAUUAAAUUAACAUUACUAAAUAGAAAAAAUGAUAAAAAAAUAAUUCAUUCGAUUUAAACUUGAUAACAUCAGUGAUGGGAUCAAAAGAGUAGAAACGAUAAUUGCAUGAAAGUGGUCCCCGAAAUAAUGAAUUUCAUAAUUUUUCAUAAGCUUAUUUAGUGCUUAUUCUAAUAGUAUAACAUUAAAGAUCGCUCCAAUAGUUCAAAACGAUGAUGACCAUCAAAAUAGUUACAUUUAAUUAUUAGAGUAAUCUUAAAUGUUAUGAAUUCUUAGAAUAAGUACUUAUGGGACAAAACAAAAAAAAAAUAUUUUAUUAAACUUAUGAAAUUCACUGUUCGUUGCGACUAUACUAUUAACCUUAGUUCAUCAAUUUUCUAUUACAAUUUGUAAUCAUUUACUGUCGAGUGCCAUAAUGCAAUUUCAGUAAAAAAAAAGUUUAAUAUUCAUACUAGUGAGUCUUGUAUUACUGGUUAGUGACAAACAAACUAAAUGAAAUCAUAGAAAAAUUAAAAUUGUUUACAUAAUUAGGAAAUAUUAAGUUUGCAGCAGAGCAUUCUUUAUUAUUUGCCGUUUUGUGAUUUGCAAAUGUUAGUUUUUUAAUUAAGUAGUCUAUUUUUAUUAAGUAGCUACCUAAUUAUUAUUGUGGUUCUAUCGAACUUGUGUAUGUACGUGUCUGUGUAAGUUUUACACUUCAUUAUGCUAAAGUUUGACCUGUUAUAAAAGUGUAAUUCUCGCAAAUAAAAAUGAAAUAUAACUUUU
Messenger RNA from Agrilus planipennis (emerald ash borer), 5019 nucleotides. RefSeq names its product 5'-AMP-activated protein kinase subunit gamma-2 (gene SNF4Agamma). The transcript is spliced from 14 exons. NCBI's taxonomy places the organism in Eukaryota, Metazoa, Arthropoda, Insecta, Coleoptera, Buprestidae. The coding region runs from base 356 to 3214 and encodes 952 amino acids. The record is from RefSeq and is a predicted model, not a curated record.